Messenger RNA from Acanthosepion pharaonis, 1446 nucleotides. The record is from the annotation of a GenBank genome assembly. Lineage: Eukaryota; Metazoa; Mollusca; Cephalopoda; Sepiida; Sepiidae.
AUGAGAUUGUCGGUCGGCUCGGGCGGGGCCGAAGCGGUCGAUCAUCUCGGCGGCGAAGGCCUCGACCUCUGGUUCUUUUCCAGAUCGUUGAGGCGACGAUACAGCCCCAUGCGCAGGUCGAGAUCAGGGGACGUAAUCGUCGGGGAUCAGGAUCGGCGCAUCGACGGUGAUCUGAGGGCUGAAAUCGCGCUUGGGCUCGAACGCGCCGCCGGCCUUGCCCUCGGGGAUCGCCCUCUUCAGCAUCGACUGGUAGAGUUCAUAGCCGACCUCCUGAUAUGCCCCGGACUGUUCGUCGCCGAGCAGAUUGCCCGCCCCGCGAAUAUCGAGGUCGUGACUGGCCAACUGGAAGCCUGCGCCCAGCGAGUCGAGGUCGACAGACCUUCAGCCGCUUCUCCGCCGCCUCGGCAUAGGCGCGCGUCUUCGACCGGCCGACGCGGCCGCGCAACUGAUAGAGCUGGGCCAGCCGAAACGGUCGGCGCGGUUGACGAUCAUCGUGUUGGCCGAGGGAAUGUCGAUGCUGCUUUCGAUGAUGGUGGUCGAUACCAGCACCUCGAACUUGCGGUCGCGACAUCUGGCCGUGCCGCGCGACGACAUAGCGAACCUCAGGCACCUCUUUCCGCAGAUAUUCCUCGAUAUCUGGCAGGUCGGCGACGCGCGGGGUGCGCACCGCGAGGCGGUCGACCGGCGGCGUCUGGAUCACCGACAGUUCGCGCAGCCCGACAUCGCCAUUUGCAGCGUGCGCGGGAUCGGCGUCGCGGUCAGCGUCAGCAUAUGAACGUCGGCCUGAGCGCCUUCAACCGUUCCUUUGUGCGUCACGCCGAACCGCUGCUCCUCGUCGACGAUGACGAGGCCCAGCCGCUUGAACUCGACAUUCUUGGCGAGCAGCGCAUGGGUGCCGACGACGAUGUCGAUAUCGCCCGAGGCCGCGCCGUCGCUCUGACCUUCUUCGCCUCGCUCGCGGUGACGAGGCGGGAAAGGCGGCCGAUCUUGAUCGGAAGCCUCGAACCGGGCCGAAAUUGUUGUAAUGCUGGCGGGCGGCAGGGUGGUCGGGCAGACCACCGCACCUGCAUCCCCGCCAUCGCCGCGACGAGCGGCGCGCAACGCCACCCGGUCUUGCCGAAGCCGACAUCGCCGGACGACCCAGCCGGUCCAUUGGCUUGCCCGCGGUCAGGUCGCCCAGCACAUCGUCGAUCGCCCGGUCCUGAUCGUCGGUUUCCCCUCGUACGGGAAGCGGUCGACGAAUGCCGGAUAGCCCGCGCUGUCGGGCUUCGGCCACUCGCCGGGGCGCAGCGCGCGUUCGGCGGCGGUGGCGAUCAGCUCACCCGCGAUCUCGCGGAUGCGCUCCUUCAUCUUCGACUUGCGACGCUGCCACGCCUCGCCGCCCAGACGGUCGAGCGUCGCCCCGUCCCUCGCCCGAGCCAUAGCGGGUCAGGACUUCGAGGAUAG